This is a messenger RNA of Saccostrea cuccullata (small rock oyster), 2141 nucleotides long. RefSeq lists its product as uncharacterized. The transcript has 2 exons. Lineage: Eukaryota; Metazoa; Mollusca; Bivalvia; Ostreida; Ostreidae. Gene Ontology annotation, molecular function: hexosyltransferase activity; UDP-glycosyltransferase activity. Gene Ontology annotation, cellular component: Golgi membrane. Bases 1 to 2109 code for a protein of 702 amino acids. The record is from RefSeq and is a predicted model, not a curated record.
AUGAAAGUGGAACUAAUUAAAAACUUCAAGCCCACUGUAAGUGCACCAUCUCCCCUCAAAGAAAAUGGCAUUAGGUUGUAUUUCUGGCCAACAUUGGACACGAGAGAAAUUCAAAAAAGGAAAAUGAAUUUCAACCCUCGCCAAUACCCUUUAGGAGUAGACUUUUCUCAAUUGACAAAGGCUGUACUAGAUGGUAAGAAAAUAGAGAACCAUCGAAUCAAUCCGCAUCAUUUUAGGUAUGUUCAUAUGGCUGCUGACAAGUGUAAGAGAAAAAAGUUACAUUUAGUGAUUCUUGUAAAAUCAAAAGCAUCAAAUUUUGAAAUGAGAAAAGCCAUUCGGAAGACGUGGGGAAAUAUAACAGAUAGUGAUAUAACAAUAGUGUUCAUGCUUGGUCACAUUGCUGGCUUUGAGGCUAAAAUCAGUAAUGAAUCGGAUUUCUAUGCAGAUAUUGUUCAAGAGGACUUUAUCGAUAGCUACAAGAACAACACCCUGAAAACAACCAUGGCAUUUAAUUGGGUAUCCCAAUUCUGUCCAAAUGCAGAUUUCAACCUUUAUGUUGAUGAUGACAUAUUCGUUAAUCUAGAAAACGUCAAAAAGUACUUAAAACGUAAAGAAAGAAGAUGGGGGUUAUUUGCUGGUCAGUUAUUGCGAUUCUCAACUCCUUACAGGGAUGAAGGUUCCAAAUGGUUUGUUUCGUGGAAGGAAUAUCCUUUUGACAAAUACCCUCCAUAUCUUGGAGGCUUCUUUAUUCUGAUGUCACAGGAUGUGACGUCGUAUUUCAGCACUGCUAUCCCAUACAUUAAAACAAUUCCCAUUGAUGAUGCCUAUCUCGGAAUUGUGGCUGCUAAACUGAAUAUUAUGCCUAAAAGUUGUCCAGGUUUGGUGAGAAAUAUGCCUGGAUCUGUAUCAUACGCUGCUGUUCCAAUGAAUUUUAAGACAGUAAUUGGAUAUCAUUUGAUAACUUCACCGGAAUCCUUAUUAGCAACCUGGAAUCUUUAUAAAUAUGUGACACAACCACAAUUUCAAGUGAUUGAAAAAAAUGGAAAACAAAAUAUUCAGAAAUUAAAAGGAAAAAAUAAAGAAGGUAUGAAAGUGCAACUAAUUAAAGACUUCAAGUCCACUGUAAGUACACCAUCUCCCCUCAAAGAAAAUGGCAUUAGGUUGUAUUUGUGGUCAACGUUGGACUCGAGAGAAGUUCAAAAAAGGAAAAUGAAUUUCAACCCUCGCCAAUACCCUUUAGGAGUAGACUUUUCUCAAUUAACAAAGGCUGUAUUAGAUGGUAAGAAAAUAGAGAACCAUCGAAUCAAUCCGCAUCCUUUUAGGUAUGUGCAUAUGGCUGCUGACAGGUGUAAGGGAAAGAAGUUACAGUUAGUGAUUCUUGUAAAAUCAAAAGCAUCAAAUUUUGAAAUGAGAAAUGCCAUUCGGAAGACGUGGGGAAAUAUAACGGAUAGUAAUAUAACAAUAGUGUUCAUGCUUGGUCAAAUUGCUGGCUUUGAGGCUAAAAUCAGUAAUGAAUCGAAUUUCUAUGCAGAUAUUGUUCAAGAGGACUUUAUAGAUAGCUACAAGAACAACACCCUGAAAACAACCAUGACAAUUCAUUGGGCAGCCCAGUUAUGUCCAAAUGCAGAUUUUAACCUUUAUGUUGAUGAUGACGUAUUCGUUAAUCUAGAAAACGUCAAAAAGUACUUAAAAGGUAAAGAAAGAAGAUGGGGGUUAUUUGCUGGUCAGCUACUGCGAUUCUCAACUCCUUACAGGGAUGAAGGUUCCAAAUGGUUUGUUUCGUGGAAGGAAUAUCCUUUCGACAAAUACCCUCCAUAUCUUGGAGGCUUCUUUAUUCUGAUGUCACAGGAUGUGACGUCGUAUUUCAGCAUUGCUAUUCCAUACGUUAAAACAAUUCCCAUCGAUGAUGCAUAUCUCGGUAUUGUUGCUGCUAAACUGAAUAUUAUACCUAAGAGUUGUCCUGGCUUAGUGAGAAAUAUGCCUAGAUCUGUGACAUACGCUGCUGUUCUAAUGAAUUUUAAAACAGUGAUUGGAUAUCAUUUGAUAACUUCACCGGAAUCCUUGUUGGCAACAUGGAAUCUUUAUAAACAUGUGAAACGAACACACUGAAUUUAUGAGUUUGUCAGACUUUGCAAUGAUAA